This is a messenger RNA of Metopolophium dirhodum (rose-grain aphid), 813 nucleotides long. RefSeq lists its product as uncharacterized. The coding region runs from base 341 to 781 and encodes 146 amino acids. NCBI's taxonomy places the organism in Eukaryota, Metazoa, Arthropoda, Insecta, Hemiptera, Aphididae. The record is from RefSeq and is a predicted model, not a curated record. The transcript is spliced from 4 exons.
UUAUAUCAGCGAUAAAUAUGUUUUUCAUGCAUCGGUUAUGUAAAAACUUAAAAGUAAUUAACCGUGCCUAUACACCUGUAAUACUUUUAAGCUGUAAUAAUCUUUAACCUUGUUUGAAAAUUACGAUGAUAUGACAUAUUAUCGCAAUUACUAACUACAGUCAGACAUUAUCAUAUAGUUUCGACUUUCUAUUGAUCAUUUAGACAAGUACAAGUGUACAACAAAGGUUAAAAGAUUUGUAUUGAAAAACAUAAUAUUAUAUAGAAACAUAUUAAUCAAAGUACCUAUAUUUUUAAAUAGCUAGCAAAGAUUCAUUUUAUUAUCAAAUACUAAUUGCAUAAUGUCGCUUAAGUAUAACGAAGAGUUUAAAUACGCAUUACGUGACAUAGCAAACAACUCUUUCAAGCUGGAAAAUCAAUUUGACAGAGUCCGUUGCACGGAAUGGGUUCAUAAGAUGGUGAUGUUGUCAGAUGACUCUUUAGAAAAUAUUAAAAUUCGCAAUGAUUAUGCUCAAUAUUUACGUAUAAUGCUUAGAGCUGGCGUUUUGCACGGAAUAUUUUCUAACAGUCCACCGGCAACUUUAAUGCCUUUCCCUGAAGCUAUGGGAAAAUUGGUAGCAUCAAAAGUAACAUCUCUUCCGCCUAUGGGACCAAUUAAUGUGUAUAUGAAGCACUGGUCUCCGGAUGGACGAGCUUAUGUAGCUAUAAAACCAAUACCUGGAAAAGGAGUGCUAACUUACCUUUCAGUCACUCCAAUAAGUGAUGGACAGCAUCAUAAUUAGUCUGAAUAUUAAUAAAUUGUAUUUUUAAUUGA